This is a messenger RNA of Oikopleura dioica, 591 nucleotides long. NCBI's taxonomy places the organism in Eukaryota, Metazoa, Chordata, Appendicularia, Copelata, Oikopleuridae. The record is from the annotation of a GenBank genome assembly.
AUGCCCUGGUGGAAUAACACGUUCUCUCAUCUUGACGAUACGAAGUAUCUAACUUGCACGAUUCAGCAGCAAAUAUUUUGCAUGAUGAAGAUCCACGAGCACGAAAUCAUCUGCGACUGCCCGGUGGAGUGCUCCGACAUAAGCUACAAAAUGAACAUCGUUUUCGACGGGAUUCACGAGCACAAUGUGGAUCAACUAAAGCAGCUCGGCGUACCGACUAGCGAUGAGGAGCGCUGCGAGAAAGUGAACGAGAACACGACCAGCUUCAAAAUCAAAGUGACGACGGCGAUGGAAGCCGAAUUCGAGCUGCAGGAAAAGGCUGACAUCACGCCGAUGCAGUUUGUUGCGGAUGUCGGAGGUACAGCUGGAUUUAUGCUCGGCAUGUCAAUAGCGACAUUGUUAGCUGUCGCCGAUUUCAUGGUUGCAUCUGUUUAUAACUUUCUGUACUGGCUCGUCAAGAAUAUCUAUCUUACGAUAAAGACGACUCAUGCAUUCAAGAGAAUAAUGAAGCGACCACCUGCAAUGACAAGGAAAGAGAAAUCGCUGAAAGAAGAACUGUUUGCAAACAAAAAAAUUUCCACGUACGAUUAA